Molecule: messenger RNA, 1986 nt
Organism: Acromyrmex echinatior (Panamanian leafcutter ant)
Lineage: Eukaryota; Metazoa; Arthropoda; Insecta; Hymenoptera; Formicidae
Source: RefSeq, a predicted model, not a curated record
CAAUUUUUAGAUGCGACUGAUCUUGCAGGACUCAAUGGAUUGACUCGCUUGGUCUAAGAAUUCUCUAUUUAAGGUGACUGCGUUGAAUCCAUUGUAGAUCUAAUAUGGAUUUCAUCCCGCGCCGCCCCGAAGGUCAAUGAAUGGGAAGUCAACUCCUGUGGCGCAGUCCGUCCAUGAAUGCAUCGUGAUGCGCGGACACCGAAGCCGAAAGGAGACGAGAGCGGCAGGACGCGCUACACCCGCGAACUGGACAGGGACAUGCUCCAGUUCAAUGAUGGCUGCCAAGAAUUAGACCUCCGCAGAUCCACGAUGAUAGCAAUGUGAUAGCAGAGAUGGAGUAGCUCCGGGAAAACACACAUCUGCAACGCGUGCAUGCUCCGAAGCCACAGGAAACUCUGCCGGUUCAUUUUGGUGGUCGCCGGAAAUUGUCGAUGAAUAGGCGCCUUCUUCGUGAAUUCAUAGAUCCAGCUGAGGCGUCACGAAGAAGAAAAGGUACAGGCGGCGCAGGAAGCCCUCCGAGCGGCACGGGAGGCCCUGCGAGUUGUAGUGUCAAUCGCACGAUGUUCAUCGCACGAUGAUUGUGCGCAUGUCUAAUCGUGCACGUGUCCAAUCGUGUUCAAUCGUGGUCAAGUCGUAAAGGGAGACCAAGACCCACAACUGGGAGAAGCUGGUCUCGGACCUCGAUAGGAAUCCAUGGGAGCGCCUGUACAAAAUUGUAAUGAAGAAAACAAGACCCUAGGCGCCCCCGCUAACGGAGUGUAUGGAUCCUGAGAACAGUGAACGUCCUCUUUCCAAUCGGGGAACAAGGCUUCCGACCAUACGCGAAUCCGUCUGUCGGAUGGACCGAGGAAAAUGAGGUUUUCGAGUCCGAGAUGGCCGUGAUAUUCUGUAGACUUGGGAGCAGACCAAAAGCCCCCGAACCCGGCAGAGUACACGGCCGAGUGUGGGCCAUCGAAGGUUGCCGAAAACUUUGGUGGUCGUUUUUUCUGAGACAGUUUUUCAACAGCUGCCUCCAGCAGGAUAUCCCUCUCCCUCUCAGUAGAAGACGGCUUUAGUGAUGCUUUUCCAGAAGGAGAAUAAACCAGCGGAGAACCCGUCUACGUAUGCCUGGACGACGCAAGCAAGAUGGACGCGCAUGCUCGAGCGUGUUAUCGCUCGUCGUAUCAUCACCUGAGCCGCAAUAUGGAUUCAGCGAAGGACAUUCUACAGGGCGAUAAGACAAGUGAGGACUCUCGCGGGAGAGACCCUGUCUCACCAUGGUUGCAGAAGAGAGAGAGGGUUAUGGAGAUAUUCCUGGAUAUUGUCAAGGCAUUAAACACCCUCCCUUGGGACCAGAUGGCUCUUGCCUAUCACGACAUGCCGCUCUACUUGAUCGCCAUUAUUGAAGAUUGUUUUUGGUACAGAUGGCUGGAAUUUCGCGACAGAGGUGAACUCCAGCAUAGACGAGAGAUGUCAUGCGGUGUCCCGCAGAGGUCAGUGUUGAGCCUCCUAUUAUUGAUUGAACUCGAACAACCGUUCGCGCACAGAAUUCGAUUUCCUUAGAUAAAUGAGCGUUGCCGACACAGCACUUCUUUUGUUAUCAUCAUAGCAACGAAGCGAUUAUUAUUUUUGCGAAAUAUGAUGAAGCCGAGUCUUCGCUGCGAUAAUAUUCUUGACAACAGUUAUCGUAAGGCCGAAUCCUCUCAUAUUAUUAUUGAAAUAGUCUAAUCUAUAUAAUAAGCGUGAACUUCCAAUAAAAUAUUAUAUUUAAUAUUUGGUACCUCCUGUAAAGUCGUCUACGACAAAGGUGGACGACGAAUGAACGGACAAAACUACAAUUUACUAGCUCAACUUACUACGUGUGCGACAGGAUAUCAGGCGUAGCUAAGGACGGAUUACACGGCAAAGAACAGAUUAAGACAAAUACAUUUCACGUAUUCAUAAAAUUGCCGAUCAAGCAUUUUUCCUUCACCUCGUAUUAUUUUCGUCACAUCAUGGUCGAUAAAA